Messenger RNA from Filobasidium floriforme, 1431 nucleotides. RefSeq lists its product as uncharacterized. The transcript has 5 exons. The record is from RefSeq and is a predicted model, not a curated record. Bases 1 to 1431 code for a protein of 476 amino acids. Lineage: Eukaryota; Fungi; Basidiomycota; Tremellomycetes; Filobasidiales; Filobasidiaceae.
AUGCCUCAGAGAAAGUCCGCGUCGGUUACUACUACAAACAAGACGGUCGGCCCAGACAUUAUCGUCGACCAGGGCGAAGGAGAAAUCCCCGACCUCUCCCGAGACUUCUUGUCGAGCGCUUUCUACCGGAGGUUUCACAUCCAACGACCCAUCUGUGACCCGACCGACUUCUCCCGGCGUUACCUCGCCCAAGACCCACCUCGAGCUUCGUAUAUGGGCAAGGACGGCUCGAUCCUCGUCCACAUCAUGUACGCCUGGGCUUGUUCGUACGGGGUGGACGAGACGGGGAAUCUGGACGUACCCGAGAGGAACUGGCCUGGAGGGGUAUUGCCACCCGAGACGGGUUAUGUUUGGUCACAUGAUCAAGUAAGGGAAAGGGAUAGGAUUGGGCGAAGGGCCAAGACCGAUGGGGUGGUGGCCAAGAUCCUGAAGGAGAUCGAUGAUGCUGGGAUCAUGCGUCGGCAUUCGUUUGACGGAGUGAGGUGUUUACUCCUGCUCUUGCCAUUGACGGAAUACGUUUCGACUCCCAUGGAAAGGCUGGCGAUGUACGAAUGCGCUGUCGCCCAGGUCUUUGCUUUGUGUUCGCUGUCGUCCCUCGGUUACGAUGGUAUUCAGCAUCACUUGGGUCCCGAAGGCGAUAUCAUCCGGGUGCGGCUGUACUGGUACACGUUCGUGCACGAGGGCAUCACGUCAGGCCUCAAGGGCGGGCGCCUGGUCCUGGAUGAAGAUGAUCUCGAGAACUUUCAAGCUAGUCUUCCACAAGGGUGGGCCUUGGUGACGCGGUCGUCUGCCAUCAAGUCGGUAGCCAAGUUGGCUACAGCUCCGAUUCGACUAGCUGUCGCAUGUCGAUUGAUUCACAAGGCGCUGACCGGUCCCAAAGCCCGGAAACGGGAACGAGUCGACAAACGGUUAAUGAAUGACGCUUGGGAGGCACUCGAGAGCUGUUGGGAAGAGUUCGAAGCGAUCAGGGCAGAGCCACCGGGUACCUUUUUGCAAAAAGACGAUAUCAUUCGGUUCGCAGAUGGCUGGCGCAUCUUCAUGUUCGAGGCGCACAACGUCAUCCGAGAAUCUUUGGAACAUAGAUGUGCACACCUCGUCCCCCGACCAGAAGGGGCCUUUCUCACCGAGCUUUCGCUCUCGGCGGAAGAGACGGAUCCUCGGAUCCAGAUCCAUAGGGAAAUCAAACACUUGCACGAUAUCGCCCGGGCCAAAUGCGAGCAGUUGACGAGGUUGAUCGUGGAUAUCGUCAAGAUGCACAUCAACACGAGCUUUUUCGAGUGGGAUGCGAGUCUCGUGCGAGAUGGGACAUACUAUGCUGCGAUGUUGCUGGCCAAAGAUCACGGUACGGAAGAGGAUGUGGCAGCGUGUCUCCAAGCACUCAACGAGAUGCGCUGGGCAUACGCAAAGACUGGCGAGCGGUCAAACAAGUGA